Zerene cesonia (dogface butterfly) is the source of this 1019-nucleotide messenger RNA. RefSeq names its product NADH dehydrogenase [ubiquinone] iron-sulfur protein 3, mitochondrial (gene ND-30). Lineage: Eukaryota; Metazoa; Arthropoda; Insecta; Lepidoptera; Pieridae. The transcript has a single exon. The coding region runs from base 110 to 901 and encodes 263 amino acids. Gene Ontology annotation, molecular function: NADH dehydrogenase (ubiquinone) activity. The record is from RefSeq and is a predicted model, not a curated record.
GUCAAAUGUCAUUUUGAUUAGAAAAUUAAAUUCGACAAGAAUCGAACCCGAAAUCGAAAACAUUAAGUCAAAAAUUACGUAAGGGAAUAAUAGAAAAUAAUCAAGAACGAUGUCCUUUAUACUUAAACGCACGUUGGGUGCGAGUCGCAAUUUGGGACGAGUUGUGCUUAGUAACAAUCACGUACCAAUCGUUCAACGUGUGGCGACUAAAGCAGACCAAGUAGCACAGGGCGAAACUCGACCUACUGUUGCUAAAUUAGACCCCCUGCAAAAAUCACAAUUAAUCGACUUUGGAAAGUAUGUGGCUGAUUGUAUGCCGAAAUAUGUGCAGAAAGUCCAGAUUACAGCGGGUAACGAAUUAGAAGUUCUCAUCCCCCCAGAAGGUGUUGUGCCUGUUCUGCAGUUCUUAAAGGAUCAUCACAGUGCUCAGUUUGCUAAUUUGGUGGAUAUUGCCGGGAUGGACGUGCCCAGCCGCCCCAACAGAUUCGAAGUUAUUUACAACUUACUUUCCCUGAGGUACAAUGCUAGAAUCCGUGUGAAGACAUACACCGAUGAACUGACGCCCAUUGAUUCUGCCAACGAGGUAUUCAAAGCAGCCAACUGGUAUGAGAGAGAGAUUUGGGACAUGUAUGGUGUAUUCUUUGCAAACCAUCCUGAUUUGAGGAGGAUUUUGACCGAUUAUGGCUUUGAAGGUCAUCCAUUCAGAAAAGAUUUCCCUCUUAGUGGAUAUGUGGAAUUGCGUUAUGACGAUGAGCAAAAGCGAGUUGUGGUGGAGCCACUUGAGUUGGCCCAAGAAUUUAGGAGGUUCGAGCUGAGUGCCCCUUGGGAACAGUUCCCCAACUUCAGAGGCAAUCCAGUUGCUGAAGAGGUCACCAGUGCAGCUGAACCCAAAAAAGAAUAAAUACUGGUUAAAUUAAAUGUAUAAUAGUCAUAAUUAAAUAAAAUGCUGUGAUGGCUUCCAUGAUCUUUUAAUCAAAUUAUAGAUUGAUGCACAGAAUUAAAGUAGGUUAUUUAAAAUG